UCUGUAGAUAAUAGAUUGAUAAUAAGUUCCAAAAUAAAAAAUAAUAAUUUUGACGCAAGAAACCAGAUUGGGAAAAUUGGAAAAUUGGCAUAAACGACAGGUAGGCCCGACUUUAACGCCUCUCCUCCUCUUUCUCCUGUGUCGUACAAUAAUGCUUCACACAAAUAUAUCACACGACAGUCAACAUACUUUACUCUGAACCAUUAACUGUCGUUUUCUAUUUCCCUCUCUCUCUGGCCCUCUCCCUAUCCCUAUCACAGAGAUUAACAUUUCUGUAGAAAUUAUAGAAGCACACAAAAAUACCACGUACAGAAAACAGAAAAAAAAAGAAAAAAAGAAAAAAAGAAAAAAAAAGAGGAAAGGUCAUAUUUAGACGGACAAGACAAGAAUAAUCAGAGGAAUAUAUUAGACCUUUUUUUUUUUGAGAGAUAAAAUAGAAAGAGAGAGUGGCCGUUGCAACGGCCACCUUCACCCCUCACCCUCCACCUCAACAUUUCUGGCUGGAAUUGCAAGUCAAUGUGAAAUUUCAUCUCAAUCAAUCCAUCAUUCCUCUCUUUCUCUUUCCCCCAAAAACAAACAAUAUCCCAUCCCCCACUUUCUCUCCAUUUUCUUGGGAAAAAAAACAAAACAGAAAAAAAAGAGGCGCCUCCCCAAAAAAGGAAAAACCCAGAAAGAAAAUUUGUGAUUUUCCCAGCCUCCAAUUGGCCUGGCCUGCUGCAUCACCAUCGUUUUCACCUUCAAUUUUGUGUUUUUCUGGGUGCCCAAACGGUGGUGAUUGCUGGGCAUGAGGUAGAUUUAUAAAAAAAAAUAUUUAUUUAAUUCUUGAGUUUUCAGUUUUUCAUUUUCUUUUUGUUCGAUUUUAGAGUUUUCCAUUUCGAGGGUGGUUUGGGAAACUUGAAAUUAUUGUACUUUGAAGAUGCAAAACAAUAUAUUUACCACAAUGCGUAGCUUGAAGAUCAUGGAUGGGUGUAAAGGAACUCAAGUUUUCGCCAUUAAUCCUUCGGGAACCACCACCACCACCACCAACAAUGGCGGUAGUGGUGGUGGUGUAGGAGACAAGCUUCUUCAUCACCUCCAAGACCAUCUCCGGGUCAACUCCACUCGAUCCAGAUCGAGCCGGAGCAGCUUGAGUUUCCAAUCCCCAAACCCAGUCGGCAACAAUCUCGUGCUCGAGACUCUUCUCCCGUAUGGCCUUCCUUCUUCCGAUCUCCUCGAACCCCAAAUCGAACCCUCCCUCAAGUCCGUCGAUUUUGUCGAAACCCUAGCUGAUGUCUACCGUAGGAUUGAUCAUUGCCCCCAAUUCGAGAAAUCCAAGAUGUAUAUGGAGCAAUGUGCUAUAUUUCGGGGUCUGUCCGAUCCAAAAUUGUUCCGGCGGAGCCUCCGGUCGGCCAGGCAGCACGCAGUGGACGUACACACGAAGGUGGUGCUAGCUGCGUGGUUGAGGUAUGAGAGGAGAGAGGACGAGCUUAUUGGGUCGUCGGCAAUGGAUUGCUGUGGUAGAAAUGUGGAAUGUCCCAAGGCUAGUUUAGUUUCUGGGUAUGACCCUGAAUCUGCUUUUGAGUCUUGUAUGUGUUCUCGGGCCCCUGGCGGGGAAGAAGAUGACACACCUCGCCGGGAAGAAGAUGAUACUCCUCGCGGGGAAGAAGAUGACGAUGAUUUUGUGAUGGUGGGAGAUGAGGAAUGUUCGACUUCGGAGGAGGAUGGUAAUAUGUCGUUUUGUAUUGGAGAUGCUGAGGUUAGGUGUGUAAGAUACAAAAUUGCCUCGCUUUCGACACCUUUUUAUGCAAUGUUGUAUGGUAACUUCAAGGAGAGGCGAAGGGAGAAGAUAAAUUUCACGCAGAAUGGGAUCUCUGUGGAGGCAAUGAGAGCAGUGGAGAUUUUUAGCAGGACUAAGAGAGUAGAUUAUUUUGAUGUGAGGAUUGUUUUGGACCUUCUCUCUUUUGCAAACAGGUUUUGUUGUGAUGAUAUGAAGUCGGCUUGCGAUUCUCAUUUGGCAUCUUUGGUUUGUGAACUGGAGGAUGCAAUGCUGCUAAUUGACUAUGGAUUGGAGGAGACUGCUCAUCUUCUAGUGGCAGCUUGUUUGCAGGUGUUUCUGAGAGAGCUCCCCAGUUCAUUGCAUAAUCCUCAUAUGAUGAGAUUAUUUUGUAAUUCAGAAGCAAGGCAAAGACUGACUAUGACAGGGCAUGCUUCUUUUAUUUUGUAUUAUUUCUUGAGCCAGAUUGCCAUGGAGGAAGACAUGAGAUCGAACACGACGGUGAUGCUUCUAGAGAGGCUGGGAGAGUGUGCCACAGAAAGUUGGCAGAAGCAACUUGCAUUCCAUCAGUUAGGUGUGGUGAUGCUUGAGAGGAAAGAAUAUAAAGAUGCUCAGUGGUGGUUUGAAGCAGCAGUUGAGGUUGGUCAUAUUUAUUCCUUGGUGGGUGUUGCAAGGGCCAAGUUCAAGCGUGGUCAUAAGUAUGCGGCGUACAAGCAGAUGAACUCUCUCAUUUCUGAUUAUACACCGGUUGGGUGGAUGUAUCAGGAUCGAUCUCUGUAUUGUAUUGGAAAGGAAAAGAUGAUGGAUUUGACGACUGCUACUCAAUUGGAUCCAACUCUAUCUUAUCCAUACAAGUUAAGGGCUGUUUGUCUGUUGGAGGAGAACCAAAUUGAAGCAGGUAUCACAGAGAUCAACAAGAUAAUUAGUUUCAAGGUCUCCCCUGAUUGUCUUGAAUUGCGGGCUUGGUUUUCAAUUGCCCUAGAAGAUUUUGAAGGAGCUCUCAGAGACGUCCGAGCACUCUUGACUUUGGACCCAAAUUACAUGAUGUUUCAUGGAAAAAUGCAUGGUGACCAUCUGGUAGAGCUGCUCCGCCCUCUUGUUCAACAAUGGAGUCAGGCUGAUUGUUGGAUGCAACUAUAUGAUCGAUGGUCCUCUGUUGAUGAUAUUGGUUCUCUAGCUGUUGUACAUCAUAUGUUGGCAAAUGACCCUGGGAAGAGCCUUCUACGCUUUAGGCAAUCUCUCCUUCUGUUACGGUUAAAUUGUCAAAAGGCUGCUAUGCAUAGUCUGCGGUUAGCUAGAAAUCAUUCUGGUUCUGAGCAUGAACGGCUUGUCUAUGAAGGAUGGAUAUUGUAUGACACUGGUCAUCGUGAAGAAGCAUUGGCAAAGGCAGAGGAGUCCAUUUCUAUCCAGAGAUCAUUUGAAGCAUUUUUUCUUAAAGCAUAUGCUUUAGCAGAUUCAAGUCUUGAUUCUGAGUCCUCAACAUAUGUGAUCCAGCUUCUGGAGGAAGCACUUAGAUGCCCUUCAGAUGGCCUUAGAAAAGGACAAGCACUAAAUAAUUUAGGAAGUGUGUACGUAGAUUCUGAUAAGCUGGAUCUUGCUGCUGACUGCUACACAAAUGCACUCAACAUUAAGCAUACACGAGCACAUCAGGGUCUAGCACGAGUAUAUCAUCUUAAAAAUCACCGCAAAGCUGCAUAUGAUGAGAUGACGAAGCUGAUAGAGAAGGCGCGAAACAAUGCAUCAGCUUAUGAGAAACGUUCAGAAUACUGUGACCGUGACAUGGCAAAGAAUGAUCUAAGUACGGCUACACAAUUAGAUCCCCUGAGGACAUAUCCAUACAGAUAUAGGGCAGCAGUUUUGAUGGAUGACCAUAAAGAAGCAGAAGCUAUAGAAGAACUAAGUAAAGCCAUAUCUUUCAAACCGGACCUGCAGCUGCUACAUCUUCGAGGAGCAUUUCACGAAUCAAUGGGUGACUUUGUCUCCACUGUGCGAGAUUGUGAAGCAGCCCUCUGUCUUGAUCCCAACCAUGCUGACACUCAUGAUCUCUAUGCUAAAGCACGGGAGCGCGUUAAUGAACAACUGAAGUGACAGAAUCACAGAGCCAUUAUUCUUUAAUGUAUGUAGGCAAUCAUGCUGUUGCUACCAGAUUCUUUUAAUGUGGAAAAGGCCAGCAAUUGUCAGCAUAGGUGCUCCUUUGGAUUUUGUCUCUAGAAAUCUACAAUUGUAGAUUUCCAUGGCUUGAAGAGUGGAAGCCAGGAAAGAAUUUGGAUUCAUAAGGAAGGAAAGUAGAGGAGCAAGAUAGCAUGUAAAUAUCAACUGUUUAUUGAUUGGAUCAAUUUAUUUAAGUAGAGCAGAGACCUGCUGCUGCUACUGUCUGAUAUACUACUCCAGCAAAGACGGGAGCAGAAGUAAACCACGGCGAAAAGAAUCUUGUACAUGAUAUGUAAGCUUGUGAUGCGUGUUUGUCCAAUUUAGAUGUCUACUUUGUGUUGUUUUCGGCCAAGCGGUUUGCAAUGUGUUCUAAUCUUCAUCAUUCUGUUCUCUCAUUCGUUGUAUAACCUUCAUGGUUUUCCAUUAUGACCGACAUGAAAAUGAUUUAUUUUUACA
Messenger RNA from Prunus persica (peach), 4360 nucleotides. Its product is annotated as ethylene-overproduction protein 1. The transcript is spliced from 4 exons. Gene Ontology annotation, biological process: negative regulation of ethylene-activated signaling pathway. Gene Ontology annotation, molecular function: protein binding. The record is from RefSeq and is a predicted model, not a curated record. NCBI's taxonomy places the organism in Eukaryota, Viridiplantae, Streptophyta, Magnoliopsida, Rosales, Rosaceae. Bases 917 to 3841 code for a protein of 974 amino acids.